AAUGGUCCAAAAAAGUAUAGGUGCAAGAUGUGUGAGAAUUUAGCUGAUCCUAUGCUGUCCUAUUCUUUUUUUCUACACAGAAAAAGCUGUUUCGGUGGAGCUGAGCUGUGGUGCUGGGCCCAGCCAUGUGGUGUUAGAGCCAGGCCUGCCCCUUUUGCUGGACUGCAACCUGGGGGUCAGUGACGCACCUUUCAAUGUAAGCUGGUUCAAGGAUGGAGAGCCUCUCCCCCCGAAGGGGGAGGAAUACCUACAGCAUCUCGUCAACGGAUCCAUUAUUUUGCUGCCAACCUCUACAAACAGCCUACCCCCCCAUGAUGUGGAGGGGAGUUACAGCUGUGUGAGUGCCAGCGCCCUCGGGGCACUGACCAGCCGGAGUGUGAAAGUGAUACUUGCAAGUCUAUCCAGAUUCCUUCAGGAGCCCUCACCACAAACAGCGCCCACUGGGGGAGCUGCACGCUUUGAAUGUCAGAUUGAAGGAGUACCUACACCUGUUAUAACCUGGGAAAAGGACAAAGUGACGGUCCCUGAUGAAACAAGGUUCAUUUCCCUUCCUAACGGGGUGCUGCAGAUUCUGGAGGUGACCAAAAAGGAUGAAGGAGCCUACCGCUGUGUUGCAUCCAAUUCUGUAAGGAGGGAUAUGAGUGAUGAAGCCAUGCUCACCGUCACUAUAGGCUCACAUCAUGCCAAGAACCAAGUUUUGAUUGUUGCGCCACCUCAGAAUGCCACGGUCGUGCUCGGCCAUCCUGCUGUCAUGGAAUGUAUGGCCCAGGGUAACCCUAAGCCUCUGGUUUCAUGGAGCAGAAAAGAUGGAAAGCCCAUUUCCACUGAUGUGGUUGUUUUCGCAACAAACCUUGUGAUCAGGGACACAAGGCGUCACCAUGCUGGCGUCUACAUCUGCCGAGCCAACAAGCCUAAGACCAGAGAGUUUGUUGAUGCUUCUGCUGAGCUUCAUGUGCGUGCCCCUCCAGUGAUUAUUCAGCCACCAGAGACAGUGUCCCUAUCCCGGGGAAACACUGCCAGGUUUGUGUGUAACAGCUCAGGGGAACCCCCGCCAGUACUGCUCUGGCUGAAGAAUGGCAAGCCCAUCAAGUCAUUCAGAAGAAUGAAGACGCAAAGCCCAGGAGUCCUGAUCAUCAACCAGCUGGCUCUGCCGGACGGGGGCUACUACCAGUGCAUCGCUAACAACGGUCUCGGUACGGCCUGUGCCACUGCCAAGCUGACCGUCAUCGUGAGGGAAGGUCUGCCCAGCCCUCCCCACCAUCUCUUUACCACCCCUUACUCCAGCACAACCGCCCUGCUCACCUGGGAGAAACCCGAGAACAACUCGGACCAAAUCAUCGGCUACUCCGUGCACUACCAGCGCACUGCAGGUACUGACAAUGUGGAGUAUCAGUUUGCGGUGAACAGUGACACCACAGAGUAUCUGGUCAAAGAGCUUCUCCCUCACACUGCUUACACUUUCUUUGUGGUGGCCUACUCUCCCAUGGGUGCCAGUCCCCCAUCCCUUCCUAUCACUGUCAAGAUGCUGGAGGAUGUGCCGAGCGCUCCCCCACAACUGUCCAUAGCCAGCACGUCCCCCUCUGACAUUCGUCUGAUGUGGCAUCCGCUGUCCUCGCAGCACAGUCAUGGAGCUGUUACCCGCUACCGCAUUGAGUACAGCAGGCUGGAUCAGGCAGACAAUGUAUUCUCGGUGGAGGUGAAGGGAAAUGCAACUCAGUUCACCUUGAGAGAGCUGCAGCCCAAUCGAGUGUACCGACUCAGGAUAGCAGCAGGAACCAGCGUGGGCUUCGGCGUUUUCUCUGAGUGGGUCCAGCACCAGACACUAGCCCACUACAACCACAGUGACCACAGCAUGGUGAUCUUUGCACCCACUGAGUUGAAGGUCAGAGCCAGAGUGAACACUCUAAACGUGACAUGGCACCCCUCGCCCAAUCAUACGCUGGUCUCUGGUUACAAACUCUCAUAUCGAGAGGUGGACGCGGACGAAUCAGCCAGCCGAGGAAGAGCAAAACACACGCAUACCAUAAGGCUGCGUAAAAAGCCUAGGUAUCAUCUACUCACCGGACUUGUCCCUGACCAACCGUAUGAGGUGAGGGUGUGGGCAUUUAACAAACAGAUAGAUGGAGCUGCGAUGGUGUGGAAGGGAAGGACGGAGAAGAUCCAUGAUAGAGCAUUGCUGCCACCCAUGCACCCACCUCCAAUGCCCCCGAGCAGCAUUCAAGCCAAGGCCAACAGUUCCUCCUCCAUCUGGCUGCGCUGGGAGAAACCGAGGUUCAGCAACGUGCGCAUUAUCAACUACACGGUGCGCUGCAGCCCCGCAGGGACCACCAACGCAUCCCUGGUAUCCUACCACACCAGUCCUGCUCAGGAGAUCUUGCUCGGGGGACUGAAGCCUUUCACCCGUUACGAGCUGGCCGUGCAGUCUAAUGGAGUGGACGUGGUCGGACCCUUCAGUGGCACCGUGGAGCAGUCCACUCUCUCUGACCGGCCUUCCACACCUCCUGAAAAACUGCAGCUGAACGCGCUGGCUUCCUCCUUAGUGCUGGUGAGUUGGCACCCCCCUCUGGAGCCAAAUGGAAUCAUUACCAGCUACACUAUUUUGUACAGUGGCAACCUCAGUGAGCCCGAACAAGCGUGGAAAAACCUCUCUCAGGAUGGGAGUGUUACCAGUGUGGAGAUCCACGGCUUAUGUGGUGGCACUCGAUACUUUUUUAAGUUGAGAGCUUCUAAUGAAGUGGGGCCAGGCCCCUAUUCAGCUGUAAGGGAUAUCCAAACACCACUUCCAAAGUAUGAGUUGGAUGUCCAUGCAGUGACAGGCAUCAUAGUCGGUGUGUGUUUGGGACUGAUAUGUAUCCUCCUCUGCAUGUGUUUCAGCUUUCGCAACAGCAAGUCCAGGGAGAUAUCUGGAAGUCUGAAUUCGGCAGCUGCGACGCCUCAAUACAGGAGAGAUGGCUGCUCUGUUCCAGUCAGCGUGCCAGAUUGCAAUGAUAGCUAUGAGCUGGAAACAUUGAUGCCCUCAGGCAUCCAAGAGUCUGGUCAGCUGCCAGCCGAACCCCCAGAGGAACAGAGCCUGAUGCCAAGUGCUAAUCCAGGAGAUGGAGAAGAUGCCUCUGCACCUGAACCCAAGGCUGCUUGGAAUGGCUCUGUGAGUCAUAACUGGGUCAACAGAAUCACAAGAUACAGAGACACUAUAACAGAAGACUCUCCAACAUUGAAUAAUGGAGGACUCAACAUGCUUAUUACUGCUGCUGGCGUGGAAAUAGAUGACCGCCUGUGCACAUCCUUUUGCAGUAACCAGGUUGAGGCAGAAGUCAUUGUUCACUCUGAGCUGUCAGACACCGGCGGAGAAAACGAAGAUGAGGGCAGUGAGAGUGGUUCUAACACCACCAGGGGACCCUCAUUAUCAGAGGACACCUAUUCCGCUGUGGGUCAUCCUAAUUCCCCUGGAGAGAAGGAACCCCCAGAAAAAGAUACACGGACUGAAAGUCCCUCGAGUCUUCCCCUGAGGACACUGUUGGCUAAUCACAAUGGGGAGACAGAGGUCACAGGUCAUCAGCCGACCGGAGGCUCAGAACCACAGCAGGGCACGGGGUUAAUCAAUGGCUUCCAUUCUCCCACAAGUGUGAGGUCUGUUUUGACUUCAGAGCAUCUGGAAAAUGGGGAUUCUAGACAUUGCUCAUCAGCACCAGGGAAAGCCAUUUCUGCUGGACUGUCCCCCGCCCCGUUUGUCAGUUCUGGCUUUGUCCACUCUACCUCAGCAGCACACUCAUAUCUGUGCCCAUAGCCUCUCCAUGUAGGGUUUCAGCCACACAUGAACACUUCAGACUUCACCUCUGAAAGAAUCCCUUUGUGUAAUUUUUUUAUACUUGUCAUCAUUGGAUCGCUUUCUUAUCCUUGCAAGUUUUAUCGGGACUUUGGACCGUUCAUUUCAUGUGUGCAAAUACACUAAACAUAUACAGCCUAUUGUUAGAGGAACAUAACAAUUUACUUGUUCUUGAUCAUAGUAGUUGUACUUUUUCAUUCAGUGUCUUUCUUUUUUGUUGGGAUGAAAAGGAAUAUUUAACAUAACCAAGCAGAUGGAAGUGGAUUGGAGAAGGCUAUCCCCACUGUGUUGCACAUGCUCCACUCAGGAAGUGAGCAGGCUCUUGGACAAGUUGUGGUUGAUAGUGAUUGGAUAGGAAUGGGAAGUUCUCCUAAUGCUUCUAUAGUGUGGCACUGAGGAAUACGCCUUAAAGAGUAUGUGCACAUUGUGAGAUUGCUGAACACCUGUGUCUCUCUCCAGCCUCCUGAUGUCUCAGGGUCCAUACACACACAAACACACACACACACUGAGAUAUCAUACCUAAUUCCGGUCAUGCAUAAACGCAUUAACACACAUUUUCUAACUGGAGUGUGGGGUCUCAGGUGCCUAAUUAUUCUAGGUGCAUUUGUAACCUCUCUAUAGUUCAAAACUUGUAGACACAACAAAAAAAGUUUAGAAAGGAAUAAUAUUUGCUACAUGUAAUUUAUUUUCUUUUCUAAAAUGCCAUUUGUCCAGUUGACCUGAUUUUUAAUCAAUAUUUUUUUUCUUAUACCCUGCUGUAUCUCCUUUUAAAUUAAAGUAGUUGGUUCAGUUACGUUGGUGGGAGAACAAGUAUUUUGACAUAAUUUACAUACAAUUCUCUGAGAACACUCUCCUCCUUUGACUCCCAAGUAAGAAUGUAUCACAGUGUCAUCAGCUGAAGCCAGAUCUUGAUCAUGAUGAUUUUUGGUAUGAAAUGUUUAUUCCGAUUUUUCAUUUAUGGUUGACUCUUCAAGCCUGUGUGUUCCCAUCUCAUUGACAGGAGAAAAAAAAAACGUUCAGUGUUCAUUUUGCGAACAUAAAUCAGAAUUCCCCAAAUGCACACAAUCUAACUUGGAAUUUUUAACAUUUACUUACAAAAGUGGAGAAGAAUUCAUAUUUGCAGGCUCCUGGAUUUUCAAAUAAGUAAGAUUCCUUUUUAUAACCCAUAAAUUGUCUGAACUCAGUAUUGGUUUAAGCAGUGUACAGAAGGGACUGGAGCAUCCCUACUCGUUGUUGACAUCACUACCUCAUUUUUUUUCAGGAUGGUUAUCAACGUUGUUUUUUUUUUCCUUUAAUGUAACUAGCACCUUUUUAUGAACAUUUCUGACUUAAGAGCCUAUUUUUGAAAAAAAAAUUGUCCGACAGUGACUGUAUAUUCUUGCAUUCUGGUAAUUAUGUCAUUUGACUGUCCAUCUCAUAUUUCAUAUAAUCUCAUCUAACUUCUAAGUUAAUGUUCCCCUUCAGCGUUCUAUACCCUGCUAAACAGAUUCAGAUUUGAUGGUUUCGAUGCAAAACGCCUGACGCCUCAAAGUGUGACGCUGAACUAAAGCAGGGCCACAUGUAAACAAGGAAUCCCAUUUAACUUCAGGGACUGGCACUGAUCCGAGUCAACUGGAAUUGAAGCUGUUAUGUAUAGGUCUUUAGUACGUUUAGGCUGGUUCCAUUAGGUGAUUUACAUCAGAAAGACUGAUACCACUACGACACUUGUAAGUUUGCUGAGGUUGGAAGUAGCUGUAGAUUUUGAAAAACAACAGAAAACCGCCACAUUGACAUGCAGCCUUGUUGGUUAUCUACUGUCAUUUGCAGGAAUGGUAAAGUGGACAAAUCUUUUCUAACCUGUGUUUCUACCCACACCCAUGCAAAUUCACACAUCAACUUAGUUCAACUAACAUACAUUAGCAGCUGACAUGCAUUCUUGUUAGCUUUUUUUUUCCUCCAAAAAGUGCAUGUUGGUACCUCAAAGUGACUUAUUUUUUUAGCCUUGCCAUGUUUGUACUUCAUAUCCAAACAAGACCGACAUGUUUUUCCAUGUCUUAGUCAUUUACAGACAGAAGUGAAUGUGAUUUUUUUAACCAAACCUUGGUCUAAAGUUAAUUGUAAGUUCUUUUCGGGACGUGGGCAUUGAGGAGUUGGCACAUCAGCAAAAAUCAGAUUUUGCCAUCUGUAACUGCAGUGUUUAAUAUUUGCUUAGAAAUUAUUUAAAAAAUGGUUUAUACAGUAAUGAUGCGAAGCAUGCACUGCACUAUCCUAUCUGAUGAAAGACAUUUCAAGGGUCCAUAAAAAUAAAAUCAAAAGUGAGCUGGGAAUAAAAGUGCUCCUGCUCCCCUCUACUUAUCCCUCUAAUACACCACACAUUUUUGUGCCGCAAUCAGUGAAGUCAGAGCACGAUCACAUUUUGGAAGGGGGGGGGGGGGGGUAGUAUGUGUCCCUAGUCCAGAAAAAACAUUCCAACAUACCAUGUCUUUCUCAGCAAUGACUAGAUUUAGAGGAAUCUUCCUCUGCUCUUCAGACUAAUCAGAGCUUAUCCGGAGCUAGAGUAUAAUAGUUGAAUAGUCAAAAAAAUUGCUUCUGUUAUUCAGUACUUUUCCUCGAAGCUGUUGGAAAACAUUAUGAGGUCAAGGGAAGAUGGUAAGAAAAAUUUUUGCAAAGCCUGAUUGCUAACCUUACUUGUGCUCGGUGUUGGUGUUUAUCUGAAGUCAGGAAACUACAGCAGCUCCAGUCAUAUCCACAAAAUCCACUUGCUUUACUGUGUAGAUAUCACAUUUCACGGAAGAAAAGCUAUACACAAGUUAAAAUAUAAAAUAUUGCUCCCAUGUCAAGGAUGACUAUUUAAAAACAUGUAGAGAAGAAGUCACCAAUGUUAUUACUGCUUCAUGACAGAAAUGGAAUUUGCUUUGACUACAAGGAAUAAUGGGCAAGAUUCCUUCUUUCCCCUCAUAAAGGAAGACUCAUGUGUGCCUGUGCAGGAGACACUAAAGAAAGUAAUAAAACUAUUUCUCAUUGGUUGAGAAGAUUUUAGUCAGCAUGCGUCAUGACAGGUUCUUUAUGUUCAGGUCAUGAACUUUCCUUAGCAAAAAGCAUCUGUAUUUUUUUGUUCUUUCAGCAUAAGCAGAUACUGAUUCUAAAGCUGGAUUCAACAACAAUGUUCAGACAGAGAUGAGGUGGACAGAGAUCAGUGAAUCAAUACCUUAACCUUAGGUAGUGUUUUAGCAAGCUGUUUGUUACGAUGGCAAAAAUAAAUCUCUUUAAAUUAGUUUAAGGAGUAUUCUCUCGCUUAAUAUGGCCUUUUACAAACUGCUGUGUGUUGCAGCUGUGCCCUUUGCUUCUGUCAUUAUUGCGUUGCAAUAUUAUUUGUUAAUUCCCUUUUGCCCAGUAAUGGAGAAAGUAAAUUAUCUGCAGCACCAGUUUGCUCUUACAGAUAUUUAUCACGUGAAGAAAAUUCAAAUGAAUGCUUCCUGGUUUGCACAUUGGAGUUUUCUAAGCAAAGAUGCAAUGACAUACUUUAAUGAAGUUAAAAUUCAUGAUGUCAAGUUUGUUGAACAGUUUUGUGUUCUUUGUCUCCGAUAUCUCAUUUCAGGAGGAUUUUGUUCCUGAGUGUUACACUCAGUGGGGUAGUGUAGAGCAGCCAGCAAAACUUUCUUGGGGAUUAGCAGAAAAAUUACCUCCAGCAAAAGGAUGUAUGCUCUCCUUAUAGGAGCUCUAUUAACACUUUUAACCACUAUUUUACUAUGUGUAACUUUUUAGUACACCUUAUUUUUCUUGGCUAGAACAAUCUUUUUGUUUGAAAGAAAAUAUCUCAUUCUGUAGAGAUGAUCAUUAGUUUGGUAAUUGUAUAUAUUUCCAUUCCUCUUUUUCUAAGGGUUUUAUUAAAACGGUAUACCUCAUGUUGGUAAAUUGUUGAUUUGAUUCUGACCAGUUUCUCGAUACUGCACAUUUUGUAAUAAGUAGAACACUUAGGCAUAAGCAUCCUGUUGUUUGGUGAGCAAGGUUUUUCCACAAAGAAUGAGACAGAUGUUUCCUUUGAACUUGUUUAUGAAUUCAUGCUUGUUCUGGUCACAGGGAUGAUUUCAAGGGGCAACGAACGGGGUGAUCAAAUGAGAAGGAAAAGGGGAUCUGAACUGACUGUUACACGGUGGGGGUAAAGAGAUUUCAAGCAAAAAGAAACUCUCUCUCUCUGUUAUGUAACUGGAACCAGUUAUUGAUGCUACUUUUUAGAUUUGAUUGUUUAAAGGGACGUCCUCCUCAUGCAGGUCAUACCUCUCAGUGCAGGCUGCCAUUUCUAGAAAUAAUGGUCUCUUCCCUUCUCAGGUGCCACAUCUUUACCCAAAAGUGUAAAGGUACAUACCAGCAUGUCCACCUAAGAUGCUCGUCACAUUUAUUCUCAUUUUGUCCUUUUUGGGAAGUAAAUUAAGGAAACUUAUGCACAUAUGAUGUCCUGUCUUUUUGCUUUUUGUUUGUUUUUUUGGUUACUUUUUACAAACCACUGUACAUCUGUCUUUGGCUCUUUGUACAUUCUGGUGCUUUGUGGUGAGCUGCUGUUUUUUAGUGAUGUCACAUUAUUGUGCAGUCUUGGGGUAUGGAUAUUGCUCCUACUUCAGUAUGUACUUGCUAAAUUCUGCUUCUCAGAGUGUGUAAGCACACACUCAGACUUCGCUGCCAUAUGCCACUCUCAAUCCCUGCAGAUAGUCGGACUGCUUGCAUAAUCAUUGUGUGCGGUGCAAGAAGUAAUUCAUCACACAUGCUGCAGUAAGAGAAAAAUGUAGUAGCACUUAUAGUAGACUGAUGUCUGUUCUUGGGCAAUGAACAACUUUUGACUGUCAUCUUAUCUUUUCUAGAAGUGCAAUUGUCUUAACCUGUAAAAUGACCGAUCGAUAACUUGUUGUUGGUCAUGAAGAACGUGGCCAUAUGAAAAAAUAAAAAGCAUUCCUUUAUUAGGAAUUGGCCACUUGGUAGUUAGUUCUUUUGGCCUGUAGGAAAACUUCCACUGUGUUACCAUAUGUGAAAAUGUACAAAAUAAUUCACAGCAACUGUGAAAAGAUCUCUUAUGUAAAUAAACAUCAAAUACAGUUAAAAGUACUGUGUUUCUUAAACUGUACGUUUUUUCCCCUCUGUUACCUGUUAAAAGUUUCUCAAUGGAUUCAUCAUUCCAUUCCUGUACGAUUUUAUCAUCUGUAAUCUGAUUUCCCC
Messenger RNA from Menidia menidia (Atlantic silverside), 9010 nucleotides. Lineage: Eukaryota; Metazoa; Chordata; Actinopteri; Atheriniformes; Atherinopsidae. The record is from the annotation of a GenBank genome assembly.